Molecule: messenger RNA, 951 nt
Organism: Chaetomium globosum CBS 148.51
Lineage: Eukaryota; Fungi; Ascomycota; Sordariomycetes; Sordariales; Chaetomiaceae
Exons: 6
Coding region: 1-951 (316 amino acids)
Biological process (GO): L-leucine biosynthetic process
Cellular component (GO): cytosol
Molecular function (GO): 3-isopropylmalate dehydrogenase activity
Source: RefSeq, a predicted model, not a curated record
AUGGUCACCUUCGUUCAUUCACGGCAGGUUAUCGCCGAGGCCAUCAAGGUUAUCAGGACAGUUGAGGAGCUGAGCCCGACUGCUGGCAAAUUCAACUUGGAGGACCACCUGAUCGGAGGGUGCUCCAUCGACCAGACCGGCGUCCCCCUCACAGACAAGGCCCUCGCCGCCGCCAAAGCCGCCCACGCUGUGCUCCUCGGCGCAGUUGGCGGCCCUGAAUGGGGCGCCGGCGCCGUCCGGCCGGAGCAGGGUCUCCUAAAGCUACGCAGUGAAAUGUGCGCCUAUGGGAACCUCCGUCCCUGCUUCUUCCCGUCCGACGCCCUUGUCGAGUCCUCCCCCCUAAAGGCGUCUGUCUGCCGCGGCACCGACAUGAUGUUGGUCCGGGAGUUAACGUCGGGCCUAUAUUUCGGAGAGCGCAAAGAGUACGAUGGAAUUAAUGCGUUCGACACUGCUGUUUAUACGAAACCAGAAGUCGAGCGUAUCGCGCGGCUGGGCGGUUACCUAGCCAGGGCUAGGGGAGAAUCGCGGGUUAUCUCGCUCGAUAAGGCAAACGUGCUGGCGACGAGCAGACUCUGGCGUAGUGUGGUGGAUGAGGUUUAUAAAAACGAGUUCCCUGAGCUGAAGGUUGAGCAUCAGCUUAUUGACAGCGCGGCCAUGAUCAUGGUCAAGAACCCGACGAAGCUGAAUGGCGUUUUAAUAGCGCCCAACUUGGCAGGGAGCGCGCCGGACAUAUCAGGGAAAGGGAUUGUGAAUCCCAUUGGCACCAUCCUCUCCGUGGCCAUGAUGUUCCGGUACUCUCUGGAUCUCGCCCACGAGGCUAAAAUCGUCGAGGACGCGGUCCGCGCUGCCAUCGACGCCGGGCUAAGAACCAAGGACAUGGGCGGCAAUACGACCACCGCAGAAGCAGGAGACGCCAUCGUUGCUGAGCUGGUCAAGAUUCUCAAGGCAUGA